This is a messenger RNA of Pseudo-nitzschia multistriata, 1131 nucleotides long. NCBI's taxonomy places the organism in Eukaryota, Bacillariophyta, Bacillariophyceae, Bacillariales, Bacillariaceae. The record is from the annotation of a GenBank genome assembly.
CGGAUUUUUUGCUCUACUGGCAGGGUAUGCCGGCAGUAGGAAUCAAUACAAUAUACACAUACGUAGAAUUGUACAUGAUUUCCUACUGUAGCAAAAUUAGUUGCAUUUCGUGUCUAUCCCCACGGUACCAGUACGAGUUCGUACUCGCGUACUAGAACAGAUCAUCCUUCACCACAUGAUCUCCCAUUGAAUCGACAUCAGCUGGGAGACCAAGCUGAGAAUUUAUUGUGACAUCCAGCCGACCUCUUGCACACUGCAUUAUCUCCAAGUACAAAAAUCUGCAGUAGACACAGACCAAUUUACUCCAAUGGCUUACAGAAGUAUGCAGCACCUAACCCGCCGUGGGUUUGGGCUGACAGCCGGAUCAUUCCGGGCAGUUACCAAAGCACCGGUAGUUGGCAACGCUGUUGCGGCAGCUCCACACGCACAUGUGGGUUUUUCCGAAAACAGAACCGGACAUAGCAGCCCACUCCGAUCGUACUCUUCCACUAGAACCACAAGCAAACGAGAAUACAAACCCAACCCGCUCGACGCCUUUCGAGACCCAGUCGAUCGGUCCACCCGAAUGGAGCAAACCGUUGGGAGGCAAUGGUCCGCCAAGGAACUCCGCCGCAAGUCCUACGAGGACCUCCACCGACUCUGGUACGUUCUGUACAAGGAAAAGAAUAUGCUGCUGACGGAGCAGCAGCUGUCUCGGCGCCGCCAGUUGAUAUUCCCACAACCCGAGCGAUUUAAAAAGGUCCAGAAGAGCAUGGGGGCCAUCCGGCAAGUACUAGGGGAACGGAAACGAGAAACGGUCGCUGCGCACCUAGCUCGGCACGAGGAAAAGGAACUGGCGAAGCAGAUGACCGAUGAACUGGACGGACAGGAUACCUAUGAAGCCAUCGAUGAAACGAGCAAAUAACUGUCAGCAGAUAGUCGAAAUGGUUUUUAUGACAGUUCAAGUAAUGCAACAUACUUGAAUUCGUUAAUGUCGUAGGUCUUGUCGCUUAUCUCACAGAGCCUGAGAGAAAAUUCGAGAAACAAGGCGAACCUCAAAAAUUGAACUCAACGUCGAAACUCAAAAAUAGGAGUGUGCUUUCCAUCUGAUUGUGCCACUAGUUCUGAUUAGAAUAUAGCGCGUGCAUUCAU